This is a messenger RNA of Acaromyces ingoldii, 7119 nucleotides long. RefSeq lists its product as hypothetical. Gene Ontology annotation, cellular component: mating projection tip; cell division site. The record is from RefSeq and is a predicted model, not a curated record. Gene Ontology annotation, biological process: mitotic actomyosin contractile ring assembly; barbed-end actin filament capping; actin filament bundle assembly. Gene Ontology annotation, molecular function: actin binding; small GTPase binding. Bases 215 to 7018 code for a protein of 2267 amino acids. The transcript is spliced from 2 exons. Lineage: Eukaryota; Fungi; Basidiomycota; Exobasidiomycetes; Exobasidiales; Cryptobasidiaceae.
GCAGCGACGACGACGACAACGAAGACGGCGUUGGCGGCUCAGCAGUGGCCACUGAGGUAGCAGCAGAGGCAAGAGCGCACAUAGCGGCUGCAACAGGAAGGCGACUGUGAAAACAAAUUGAGAAGGACGCCCUCAUUAAUUAACGCACAGCGCCAAUGGAGUGAACGACUGCAACGCCCACCGACGACGACCUUGACGAAAACCAAGCACAACCAUGGCGCACCCCGUCGAUAUCCUCCAGGUCCUCCUCCCGGACUCGCUGUCGAUUCUGUCUGCCUCGAUUCCCGCACACCGGACUGGCACCACAGCGUCAGACUUGGUCAGGAGCCUGCUCGGCGAUGCGGCCAAUGCCGAGACGCUCGCCAGAGUCUUUGGCUACAACUACGAAUGGGACGCCGUCGCGCACGAUCAGCGGGGGACGGACCAUGGGACCUGGUGGAUUGACACACGAGGUAUGCCCUGGGCCCUUCAGACGGUCGAGUCGUCACCGGCCAAUCGCGAAUGGACGCAGGACGAUCUCGACUCGCUCGGCGAUGGCCUGCUCCCGCUAGACACGCCCGUCCUGAGCUUCCUCCAGGGCCUCGUCGCGCACACGGGCUCUGCCUUUUCUGACUUUGCCCUCUCGUCGCACCUGCACACGCCUCGCCUGCGCCUCGUCUGCGGCGCGCCCGGCCUGGCCGUCCGCUUGCGAUUCGCCCACGUCCCAGAGAUCUACGACGGCUGGGAGUCGCGCGUCUGGUUCCUGCCUGCGCCGACCGAGGAGGCAAGCACAGCCACGGGCACAGGGACAAGCGCAAAGGCCGUCGUCGAGGCCGUCGUCGACGAGCUCGGGAUACGCAAGGUGGUGCUCCAGGGCAGCAAGAGUGCCCGCGUCGAGUACGCGUUGGCCGACGUGCCUCACGCUUCGUCGUCGUCGUCGUCGUCGUCGUCUACCUCUGGGCCCUUGCCUCCUCCGCCACUGCCUGCUGGUCUCUCGCUGCCCACCCAUCUGCUCACGCUUCCUGGUCCCCCCGAGGCGUACCCCUGCCUCCUCUUUACCAUCUCGGCCUCAUGGCUGAGCAGGCUGGGCACCGUCGCCCUGGGCUUCUCCAAGCAUGCCAGGCGGGCGCCCUCGUCGGACACCGGCCCAGCAGUUGCCGUGGGCAAGGCAAAGGGGCAGGCCGCACCAGCCUCCUCGCCGAGGAGGACCAGAGACGCAAGAGGCAACGAUGACGACGACAACGCCACCUCGAAGCCCGCACCGAAGCAGGCGGCCAAGCCGGGCCUGCUGGGCCUCUGGAGUGCCAGUGUCAGCCGGGCCUCGGCACCCGUCUUGGCCGACGCCACCUAUGAGCCCAGCAGCUCCAGCUCGGCCUCGGCGACGGGCGACGAUGAGCUGGAUGCGCUUGCAACGGAUACAGCAAUUCUUGGCAGGAGUCAUGACGCUGCUGCUGACGACGACGGGGAAGGCGAUGACGACGAGGACGGAACUCGCGAAUCUGGAGAAACUCAGGCCGGCGCUGGGGGCACCGUCAAGGCGCACCACGAAUCCUCAAAGCCGGGCAAUGGGGCGAUACCGCCGCGGAGUCGAGGCGCAAAGAAGGACGACGGUGUUUCGGCAACGGCCAGACUCAGCCGCAUGUUUGAAGGCUGGAUCGGCGCCCAGGAGGGCUUGGAGAAGGAGCAGAAGCAGCAGGCUGUAGAAGCGUCGCUCAUCCACGCGGCACCGUCGACGCCCUCGCCUGCUGCUCGCGGGAGGAUCAGCGCAGGCGCAGGCAUUCGCACGAUGAGCGUCAGUGCGCCGCUGGAGCUGAGCGACGAAGCAGUAAGCCCGGGCGGCAGAUCGGCGGGUCUCAAGUCGCCAAAGAUGGCCACAACACCCAUGGGAAAAGCGAUUGCCAAGGGCGGCGACGUCGUCCUCCUCGAAGGUGACGCCCUCGACCGGCGCUUCGAGGAGCUCAUGAACGACCUGGGCAUCAAGGGUGCCAGCCGCAACGCCAUGGUGGCCCUCGCAGACGACCGAAAGCGCUUCCUGAUUGCUCAAAACGAUGCAGCAAAGGGCCCUUCGUCGGCGGCACCCAUCACUCCGUCCAAGACUGGCAACUCUGGCGUCGAGCCUCUGUCUUCCUCGGCCGCCGCUUCUGGAGGUGGGAUCGCGGACACGCUCAGCCGGGCGAGCACGGCCUUGGCGUGGGGACCGCGCUUCAGCAUCGCAAGCAUCGCUGGCUGGGCCGGCAGCGGCAGCGGCGGCUCGGACGAUGCGGCCAACAGCCCCAGGACCAGCCUGACAAUGACGACAAACACGACGAACAACAGCGGCGAAGGGAGCGCCGCCAGCAGCAGCAGCAGGCCCACGACGGUCCACCUGGCCGACGAGAUGGGAGCCACCGAGAGCAGGAGCCCGGGCGCAGCAGCCUCGCUCCAGCAGCAAAAGACGGGUGCGAGCGAGGGAGGCGUGGGCGCGAGCAGCCUAUGGAGCAACUGGUGGGGCAGCAGCGGCGGUGGCUCCAGCGCCGGCAUCUCGGAGAGGGACACGCCGUCGUUCUAUCCGCAGACGAUUGCGGCAGGCAAGCUGAGCCGCAAGGACCUCGUCAAGCACCUCAUCAGCCUCCGCGUCACGCUCAGCUCGGCCAAGGUCACCUGGAUCGCCGCCUUUCUCGACGAAGGCGGCCUCAACACCCUCGAGUCGCUCCUCGCCGCCGAGACGGAGCCGCUGCUCCGGGGCCAGAUGGGCGACCGCAAGGAGAUGAGCGACACCGUCCUCACCGAGUCGGUCAAGUGCCUGCGCACGCUCAUGAACACCGAGGUUGGCUUUGACCGCGUGCUUGGGCGGCCCCACCUGGUCACCUGCAUCGCAUACACGCUCAAGUCGCCCUCGUACAAGCUCCGGUCCCAGGCUGCCGAUGUCCUCGCUGCCCUCUGUGUCCUGAGCCUCGAUGACGGCCACCGGCUCGUGUGUGCCUCGCUGUCGGAGCUGCGCGUCGCCGCCGGCGAUCGGUACCGCUUUGCCUUUCUCGUCGACAGCCUCCGCCUCGACCGCGUCGGUGGUGGCGCGGGCGCGGGCGCGGGCCCCGAGGGCGACGACGAUGGCCAGGACGAAGGCGACGGCGCGGCCGUGUGGGACUACCGCACCUCUGCGUUGGUCCUCAUCAACGCCAUCACCAACAGCCCAGAGGAUGUCGAGGAGCGCGUCGCCCUGCGCGAGGAGUUUGCCAGGCGAGGCCUCAACGAGGUCAUGGUCGGCCUGCGUUAUGUCGAGCCGCCAGACGGCGUGGUGACGCAGCUGCACGUCUAUGCCGAGGAGAAGCAGGAGGACCAGGAGGAGCUGCAGGACCGCACGAUGAUGUCGGUCCGCUCCUCGUCCGUCACCCCGUCCUCCUCCUCGGACACUCGCAGCGAGACGUCGGUGUCGCUGUCGCAGCAUCACACGGGCGAGGCGGCCGCGCUCCUCGGCGAUGUCGGUCGGCGCCUGGCUGCCACCAAGCUCGACCACCCCGAGGCAUACCCCCGCUUAGCUGCCAUGAUCCAGCACGUGGCCGAUGUCCUCGAUCGCAAUGAAGCAAUCGUCGACGACAAGAUCCCCACCGACGUCGUCGACGUGCUCGCAGCCUUUGUCGAGCACGUCUCCCAGGUGCGAGACUUUGAAGACGGCUGGCGCAAAGCGAUGCGCCUCUUCCUGUCGGACAUCCAGCACGUCGUGGGCAAGCAGGCGAUGAUCAAGGCCAACCGGCUGAGCGACACGAGCACGGUGCCCAGCAGCUUCGUCGAGGAGCUCGAGGGCCUAAGGAGCCAGGUCGAGCAGCUGAGCGAGGACAAGAGCCGGCUCAAGCGCGACCUCGACGAGCAGGUGGCGCAGGCCAACACGCUCCGCUCCCUGCCUGGCUUCAAGCGCAAGUCGGUGCAGUCGUCUGCCGUGGCCGCCGAGGGAGGCGAGCAGCAGCAGCAGCAGCAGCAGCAGCCACAGGAGAAGCAGAGUGGCGCGUCAGCGUCCGCAAACGAGGGGAGAGAGUCGUUUGCAGGCGUGAUCCAGCGCUUGGUCCAGAAGGAGAAGCAGGUCCUCCAGCUCCAGUCGGAGCUCGACCGGAUCCAGGGCGCAUCGGCCUCGUCGGACGCAGCCGCCGGCGCAGGGUCCAGUGCAGCGCCUGGUGCCAGCGGCAGCGGCAGUGGCAGCGGCGGCGAUGAGGAGCGAGCAAAGAGGGAGCGCCAGGAGCGCAACAGGCAGUGGUCCAAUCUCAUGGAGGAGAUUGCGCGGCUGCGGGAGCAGAUUGCCGACAACGAGGCGCAGCUCGACUCGCGCGAAAGGGAGAUCAAGUAUCUCAAGAGGGUCAUCGAGAGCGUCUACACGCGCGGAAGCGGUGUCAAUGACGCCGCCAGCGCUCUCGCCAGCGGUGCAAAUGCAAGUGCCGCCGACAGCAGCAGCAGCAAGAUGACGCCCUCGUCCUCUUCGACGUCGCUGUCAGAGGACGCGAGCGCAAAAAGGCAGCCGGGCAUGGACGCCGAUGCCAUGGCUCAGCGCACCAUCGAGCAGCUCAACGAGCGCGACGCAGAGAUUGCCGCCCUGAGGUCGGAUGUGGCCAAGCUUCAGGAGCAGAUGCUGCGGUCCGACGAGCAGCAGAGCGAAGAAGCAAGCAGGACCAAGGCGCAGCAUGACGCGAGCACAGCAGAGAGGGAGGAGCGCAUCGCGAGGAUGCAAGGCGAAAUGGCGCAGUUGCAGGUGCUUCUCGUCCAGCUCCAGCAGCAGUCUGUGCUUGCUGCCUCUGCCUCUGCCUCUGCUUCUGCUCCUGCCCCUCCGCCACCACCACCACCACCACCACCACCGCCACCAGCGCCACUAGCGCUAUCGAGCGAGCCAAAGGCAGCAGCAGCAUCAGCAGCGGCAGCAGCAUCUAAUGGAGCUGGUGGCCCUCCACCGCCACCGCCGCCGCCACCACCACCGCCGCCGCCGUCAGCACCACUGGCUUUGUCAGCAUCAUCGGGAGGCGGUCCUCCACCACCGCCGCCACCACCACCUCCGCCGGGUCCAGGGGCACAUACUCUCGCUGGCGGGCCGCCUCCGCCACCGCCGCCUCCGGCCCCCGGAGCUCCGCCGGCACCGGCGCCUCCCAAGCCACUUUCGGCGCCCAAGCUGGCCAUCCCGUCCAAGAAGCGCAAGCCGCUCUUUUGGAACAAGCUCCCGUCACACGCGCUAGCCCAGACGGUGUGGGGCGACUUGUCGGACAAGGUAUCCACAGCAGCAGGACCCAAGGUGCCCAUCGACGACAUCGACCGUCUGUUUGCGCUUGCACCGGCAACUGCCGCGUCGGCCGCCUCGAGACAGGCCGGCGGCGCCAGCAGCGCCGAUUCCAAGAGCUCCAAGAAGCAGGCCCAGACGACGCUGAUUGACCUGCAGCGGGCCCAGAACAUCAGCAUCAUCCUCACACGCAUCAAGCCCUCCUUUGCACAAGUCAGGGCCGCGCUCCUCGAAGUCGACUCCGACGUGCUCACCCUCGACCAUCUCCGUGCCCUCAAGGGCUGCCUGCCCACCGUCGACGAAAUGGAGCUGGUGCGCGACUAUGACGGCGAUGUCUCGAGCCUGUCGAAAGCCGACCAGUUCUUCAAGGCCGUGUUGGGGAUUCCCAAGCUCCACGAGCGUCUCCAGGCCAUGGUCUACAUGCGCAAGUUUGACGUCGACGUCGAGGAGAUCAAACCCGAUCUGCAGGUCUUUAGGAGGGCCAUCGACGAGAUGCGGGGCAGUGACAAGUUCAGGGCGAUCCUCGCGACGGUGCUCCAGGUCGGCAACGUCCUCAACGCGAGCACUUUCAGGGGCAGCGCCGUAGGAUUCCAGCUGGGCGACCUGCUCAAGCUGCGCGAGACGAGAUGCGCUGUGGCGAAUGACGGCAGCAUCAACACGACCCCUACUCUGCUUCACUUUGUCGUCAAGGUACUCAACGACGCCGACAAUGGCCUUGUUGGUUUUCUCGACGAAUGUCCAAACGUCGAAGCGGCUGCCCGGCUCUCGACGCACUCCGUCAUGGCCAGCGUCAAGACCGUCGUCAGCGGCCUGGACCAAGUGCGGGACGAGGUCAAGUUCCUGUCCAAGAUGCGCAUCGCCUCCGCAAACGAUCGCUUCGUCGAGGUCGGAAGUGACUUUGUCAAGAGAAACGAGAUGCUCGUCAAGUCUGUCAAGCUCGCGGGCGAGGAGGUCAAGCGGGACCUGGCCAAGAUGCUGGGCUACUACGGCUUUGCUUCUGACGACCAGCCAGCGGGGCCUCAGCAGCAGGCGAUGCCCCAGACCAAGCCGGAGGACUUCUUUGGGCUCAUUUCGUCGUUUGGACAGGCAAUGAUGCGUGCAGAAGUCGAGGUCCUCGAGGCUGAGCGUCGCGAGGCGGAUCGAAAGAAGAAGUUCGAGGAGAGCGAGAAGAAGCGGCGGAGGCUCGAGGCUGGAAGGCCCUUUGUCUUACCAGAGCCCGUCGGACCAGAGGUUCGCGGUCCUCUUGCCUCGGUUCGCGAAGAGGAGAACCGCUCGUCCGAGGAUGGGACAGGCGACGGUGGGACUGUCAAACGGGCUCCAUUGGCGCCAGCUCAGUCACCCAACGGUAGCUCAAGCUUCGAAGACGAGACGCCGACGCCGACGGCGUCCAAGCCUGGGUCUCGGUUCCGGUCGUGGGGCGCCUCGGCCGUCGCAACGCUCGAUCGGGUGCAGGACCAGGAAGAAGCCGAGGAGGAAGAGGCGGGUGCUGGAAGGGAGAGCACACUCAAGAAGGCGCAACGCAGAGAGGGCUCGCGGAGAAGCUACGGCCGCAGGGGACAUCUCGACGAGGUUCUCAAGGAUCUGCGCUCUGGCGGAGGAGGUGCCAAUGCCCGCAUGAGCCUGUAUGCUGCUGGCAAUGGUGGAACUGCCACCAUGUUGCCGUCCCCGAGCAGCAGUAGUAGCAACAUCAACCACAACGCGCUCAGCAACGGUGGUGGCUCAAACACCAUCAGUGGGCGAAAGAGUCUGAGAGUCAAGGCCGAACCAAAUCACCGGCCCUUGUCGAGGGUCUUUCUGACGGGCGAUUAGAUGUAUUGCUCUCUGCCUUCUGCCCUUGUUCAAUCCUAUUGUAAUGCUAGACAAUGGUCUUGUUCGUGUGCUCGAGCAAUGAUACCUUGUGCCACUGUAGC